CUUUGUGCCUGUAACACUCCCUAGAGCACAUGACCCAGACACCAAGAAUCAGCAGAGAAACGGACUCCACAGCUGGGAGAGUGGUGCACUGUUAUCAGAGACUCCGACACGAACCAUGAGAACAAACCAGCUCAUCAAAUACACUUUGUUUGUCUCCUGUUACCUCUUCUGGGUGGCCAGUGGGCUCAUGGUUGCAGUUGGCAUUUAUGCCAAACUCUCUAAAGAAGCAAGUGCUGUGGAUUCGCUCCUCGCUGAUCCCUCACUGAUCCUGCUUACGGUGGGGAUCCUGAUGUUUGGCAUCACCUUUGUGGGGUGUACAGGAGCCUUGCGUGACCUGCCUGUGCUGCUGAAAAUUUUUGCCUGGAUUUUACUGAUCAUUCUCAUUCUCCAGAUCGUGGCUGCUGUCCUGGGAUUUCUCUUCUCCAGCAUGGUGUUGGAGAAAGCAGCAUUUCUGAUGGGGAAAGCUAUCUCUGGUUAUAGGGAUGACCUAGAUUUACAGAACCUUAUUGAUUAUAUACAGAAAAAGUUUGAGUGCUGUGGGGUGCAUUCCUACAAGGACUGGUCCCAGAAUAUUUACUUCGAGUGCCAAGACUCCAACCCCAGCCUGGAACGCUGUGCUGUGCCUUUCUCCUGCUGCAUCCAAAAAGAUCAAGAGGCAGCCAUUACUAGUGUUCUCAACAGCAUGUGUGGCUAUGGGACCCAGAACCUGAGAUCAUGGAAAGCAGAGAGUCUGAUAUACAUUGAGGGCUGCUUGGAAAAGAUUGUUGGCUGGGGGCAGAGAAACCUGCUGCUUGUUGCAGGGCUAGCAAUAGGACUGUUUUUCUUGGAGAUUCUCGUGUUUUCCAUGGCCGUGAUGCUCAUUUACCAGAUUGACUUUAUUAUACAGAAACGGAAAAGCACAAGGAGGAGAGGCCCCGAGAAAUAAGUCUGUUGCUCCCAGCAAGAGCCCAGCAUGGUCUCUAUUGCUGCUGGUGCAGUCUAUGAAGAAGGAACAAACUGAGAUCUCAGUCGAAACACUGUGAAUACCCCAGAGGGUGCCAGAGCUCAUGCCCCAGGUGAAUGAACAGACACUGGAAAGCAUUUUCUGUGCACGUGAGGCAGAGGCAACUGCUGCUUGGAAACGACCCUUGCUGCCUGGUGGGAUCAUCUGAUGGGUCUCUCACUCUCUCCUCCUGCCCUGUUUUAUUACCAUGGACAUUUGCACAAAACCAGAUCUUUCUUUUCUGAGAUUCCUAAUCCUUAUUCUCCAUCUGUGGUCAGAGUACUCUGGUUGUUUUAGCGAUCACUUUGGAGGACAGGAUUACAAUUGAAAAGAAACUUGACAAA
Messenger RNA from Mauremys mutica (yellowpond turtle), 1326 nucleotides. RefSeq names its product tetraspanin-33-like. The transcript is spliced from 8 exons. Bases 116 to 925 code for a protein of 269 amino acids. The record is from RefSeq and is a predicted model, not a curated record. Lineage: Eukaryota; Metazoa; Chordata; Testudines; Geoemydidae. Gene Ontology annotation, cellular component: membrane.